AGGCUGGGUGCGGCGUGCGGCUGGCGCGAAGCGCGAAGCGCGCCAAGACCAGGACUGCGAUCCGGCGCUCGCGCCGCCACAGUGAACUAGACAGUGAACCAGAGCGCCUCUCCCAACACUCCUGGUGGCCGUGCCUGCCGUGCCGGCCGCGCGCGUCAACAGCCAUGCCACGAAAGUCCCCACAAGAUGGCGGUGACCGUUCGGACGACGAACAGUCAAGACAAACAGAGAUUCUUCUGCAAGAAAGGAAACCACCAGGAUUAGUAAGACAGGAAUCCAGAAACGGCAAUGACCGCGCAGCAGACGCUGGGACUCCUGUCAAGCACCCCACAUCAUACAUCGAGACACUCAUCCACCAUGUCAAAGCGAAUACGGGUGCGGGCUUCUUCGCGAUGGGGGAAGCCAUCAAAAACUCCGGUCUCAUUUUGGGACCGGCCCUUUUAGCAGUCCUGAGCACGGUGUGCGUCUUCGCGCAGCACCAACUGAUGCACGCGUCGGCGGUGGCGGCCGAGCGACUGCGGCUGCCCGUGCACCCCGACUUCGCGGCCACCACGCAGUACAGCUUCGAGGCCGGCCCGGGGGCGUUCCCUCGCUGGGCAGUGACCGCGCGCAAGGCCGUCAACGCCUGCCUCGUCCUCACCCAGCUCGGCUUCUGCACAGUGUACUUCGUCUUCAUCGCCUCCAACAUGAAACAGGUCCUGGACCAAUACAUCGUGGCCAUCGACGUGCACAUCUACAUGGCCCUGUGCCUCGCCCCCAUCCUGCUGGAGUGCUCCGUCCGGACCCUCAAGUACUUGGUGCCCGUGUCCGUCGUCUCCAACGUCUUCAUGUACUCGGGCGUCCUCGUCACCCUGUACAUCUGCAGCCGUGACGGCUUCCCCGAGCUGUCGGAACGCACCCUGGCCGCGGAGUGGAGCCGACUGCCGCUCUUCUUCGGCACGGCGCUCUACUGCUUCGAGGCGAUAGCCAUGACGAUGCCGCUGCGCAACGAGAUGCGCCACCCCGAGGACUUCUCGCGGCCGCUGGGCGUGCUCAACGUGUCCUCGGCCUUCAUCACGGCCCAGAUCGCCGUCAUCGGCUGCGUCAGCUACGCCAAGUACGGCGAGGACAUCCGCGCCCUCAUCCCCCUCAACUUCGAGCAGACGGACAUCCUCUGCCAGGUCGUGGUGGUCGUCAUCUGCGUGGGCAUCCUGCUGUCGUACCCGAUCCAGGCCUACGUCCCGGUGGAGAUCCUCUGGCCGCACGUGGAGAGGCGCUUCCGGCCCCUCAAGCACCCCGUGGCGGCGGAGCUGGCCUUCCGGUCGGGGCUCGUGCUGUUCACCUUCCUGCUGGCGGAGUCCAUCCCGCGCCUCGGCCUCUUCAUCUCGCUGAUGGGGUCCGUGUCGUCCACGCUGCUGGCGCUCAUCUUCCCGCCGCUGCUGGACUGGGCGUGCCGCUGGCGGCGCGGCCUGCCCGUGUGGCGCCACCUCGCCAACGCCGCCACGCUCGCCGUCGGCGUCCUGGGCUGCGGCUGGGGCUCCUACGUCGCGCUCAACGACAUCAUCGUGGCCUUCGGCAACGUCACCGUGGCCUGAGGGGCCUCAGGGUCCUGGGAGUCUUGAGGGACCUGGGAUUCCUGGGGAUCCUGAUGGUCCUGAGGAUUCUGAGGGUCCUGAGGAUCCUCAGGGUCCUGGGGAUCCUGAGGAUCUUGAGGGUCCUGAGGGUCCUCAGGGUGCUGGGGAUCCUGAGGAUCUUGAGGGUCCUGGACAUCCUGAGGGUCCUGGAGAUCCUGACGAUCCUGAGGACCCUGAGGAUCCUGAAGAUCCUGAGGGUGUCCAGGAUACGACCGCCACCGCGACGGCCUCCUCCACGAUGUGACAACGAACACAGUUGUUCGUCGAUUGUGACCGUUACCUGUGGACAAACUGCACGUGGUCACAUAAAAUCGCGCGAGGUCGCGCCAUAGAACAGACAUUCCUCAACGGGACGGACGAGCGAGGCCCAGAAAGGUGACUGUACCGAGGGUCUGGUCACUGUCCUGACGAAGAAAACUGGCCCAACCGUGAACCAGCAUAAACAAAAAAGCAACAACAACGACAAAAAAAAACAGGUUUUGCGUGUAAGAAGUGGUGUGUUUUAUUCCACAAUGAUGAACCACAACACAUGUUUGACAGCAGAAUGGUGGCAAAGUAUGAUUGUUUAAUGAUUUAUCUGAAAUUUGGGGCGUGUAUUGAAAGAAAACCGUCAGGCGUAAAGUGAACAAAUGGAAUUAUGCUGUUUACGUUCAUCUCGUGUAAGUGUUGAGUGGGUUUUGUGCUCUGGAGCAGUGAUUUGUGGACAAAGAAAACAAAGAAAAGUUUUGGGUCGAUGUCUCGGUUGAUAUGCGGAUAAAGAAAUUAUUUUCUUAAA
Thrips palmi is the source of this 2388-nucleotide messenger RNA. RefSeq names its product proton-coupled amino acid transporter-like protein CG1139. Gene Ontology annotation, cellular component: vacuolar membrane. The coding region runs from base 165 to 1574 and encodes 469 amino acids. Gene Ontology annotation, molecular function: amino acid transmembrane transporter activity. Gene Ontology annotation, biological process: amino acid transmembrane transport. NCBI's taxonomy places the organism in Eukaryota, Metazoa, Arthropoda, Insecta, Thysanoptera, Thripidae. The record is from RefSeq and is a predicted model, not a curated record. The transcript has 10 exons.